Messenger RNA from Lampris incognitus (smalleye Pacific opah), 4399 nucleotides. It is a transcript of the gene pds5a, whose product is annotated as PDS5 cohesin associated factor A. The transcript is spliced from 33 exons. Gene Ontology annotation, biological process: DNA repair; mitotic sister chromatid cohesion. The record is from RefSeq and is a predicted model, not a curated record. Gene Ontology annotation, cellular component: nucleus; chromatin. Bases 143 to 4030 code for a protein of 1295 amino acids. NCBI's taxonomy places the organism in Eukaryota, Metazoa, Chordata, Actinopteri, Lampriformes, Lampridae.
CGCUUUCGAACUGCACUGACUGAAGCCAGGGGGGAGAGCUUUGUGCCGAAACUAGGAAUCCAACCUGUGACAGACUAAUGAAUUAAAACGGCCCACUUGAGAGAGGCCAGUAGAAGACCGUGUGGAUCACGUAUCGACGAGCAUGGAGUUCCCGCAACAGCAGAAACCGGCGGGGGACGGCAAGAUCGUCUAUCCCCCGGGAGUGAAAGAGAUCACGGACAAGAUCAGUAACGACGAGGUUGUCAAGCGGCUGAAGAUGGUGGUAAAGACCUAUAUGGAUAUGGACCAGGACUCUGAGGAGGAGAAACAGCAGUAUCUUGGCCUGGCGCUACACCUGGCCUCAGAGUUCUUCCUCAGGAACCCCAAUAAGGAUGUGCGCCUGCUGGUGGCCUGCUGUCUGGCUGACAUCUUCAGGAUCUAUGCCCCAGAGGCCCCUUAUACCUCCCAUGAUAAACUCAAGGACAUCUUUCUGUUCAUCACCAGACAGCUGAAGGGACUGGAAGACACCAAAAGCCCUCAGUUCAACAGAUACUUUUACCUGCUGGAGAACUUGGCUUGGGUCAAAUCCUACAACAUCUGCUUCGAGCUUGAGGACUGUAAUGAGAUCUUUAUUCAGCUAUUCAAGACUCUCUUUUCUGUCAUCAAUAAUAGCCAUAACCAGAAGGUACAGAUGCACAUGAUGGACCUGAUGAGUUCUAUCAUCAUGGAGGGAGAUGGAGUCACACAGGAGCUGCUGGAUACCAUCCUCAUCAACCUCAUACCUGCACACAAGAAUCUCAACAAGCAGGCGUACGACUUAGCCAAGACCCUGUUGAAGAGGACAGUUCAAACCAUUGAGACAUGCAUUGCUAAUUUCUUCAACCAAGUGCUGGUAAUGGGCAAGUCGUCAGUCAGCGACCUAUCGGAGCACGUCUUUGACCUGAUCCAGGAGCUGUUUGCCAUUGACCCUCUUCUGCUAACCUCAGUUAUGCCUCAGCUGGAGUUCAAACUGAAGAGUAAUGAUGGCGAGGAGCGCUUAGCUGUUGUACGGCUGCUAGCCAAAUUGUUUGGGGCCAAAGACUCUGAGCUGGCAACACAGAACAGACCCUUGUGGCAGUGCUUCUUAGGACGGUUCAAUGACAUCCAUGUUCCAGUGAGGCUGGAGUGUGUCAAGUUUGCUAGCCACUGCCUUAUGAACCACCCAGACCUGGCCAAAGAUCUUACAGAGUACUUGAAGGUGCGGUCACAUGACCCAGAGGAGGCCAUCCGUCAUGAUGUCAUCGUCACCAUCAUCAAUGCUGGGAAAAAAGAUCUCAAUUUGGUCAACGACCAGCUGUUGGGCUUUGUACGAGAGAGGACUUUGGACAAGAGGUGGCGUGUACGUAAGGAGGCCAUGAUGGGCCUGGCCCAGCUUUACAAGAAGUACUGUCUGCACCACGAGGCAGGGAAGGAGUCUGCCCUGAAGAUCAGCUGGAUCAAAGACAAGCUGCUGCACAUCUAUUACCAGAACAGCAUUGAUGACAAGUUAUUAGUGGAGAAGAUCUUUGCCCAGUACAUGGUCCCUCACAGUCUCGACACAGAGGAGAAAAUGAAGUGUCUCUAUUACCUCUAUGCCUGCCUCGAUACAAACGCUGUCAAGGCUCUGAACGAAAUGUGGAAGUGUCAGAACAUGCUCAGAGGCCUUGUCAGAGAGCUGCUGGACCUUCACAAGCUGCCAGUGUCUGAGGCCAACAGUACAGCCAUGUUUGGAAAGCUGAUGACAAUUGCCAAGAACUUGCCAGACGCGGGUAAGGCACAGGACUUCAUGAAGAAGUUCAAUCAAGUCCUCGGGGAAGACGAGAAGCUCAGGAUCCAGCUGGAGACCCUCAUCAGUCCAACAUGUUCCUGCAAGCAGGCCGAGAUCUGUGUGAGAGAGAUCACUCGGAAGCUGACAUUCCCCAAACAGCCAACAAACCCCUUCCUGGAGAUGGUUAAGUUUCUGUUGGAGCGAAUCGCCCCCGUCCACAUCGACUCCGAGGCUAUCAGUGCACUGGUGAAGCUGCUAAACAAGUCCAUUGAGGGCACAGCAGAUGAUGAUGAGGAGGGAGUCACCCCAGAUACAGCCAUCCGGUCUGGACUGGAGCUACUUAAGGUUCUGUCGUUCACCCAUCCCACGGCGUUCCAUUCGGCGGAGACCUACGAGUCCCUGCUCCAAUGUUUAAAGAUGGAGGAUGACAAAGUGGCGGAGGCAGCAAUUCAGAUUUUCAGGAACACAGGCCAGAAGAUCGAAACGGAGCUGCAGCAGAUAAGAUCGACUCUGAUUCCCAUCCUGCAUCAGAAAGCCAAGCGGGGUACGCCCCAUCAGGCCAAGCAAGCCGUCCACUGCAUCCAUGCCAUCUUCAACAACAAGGAAGUGCAACUGGCACAAAUUUUUGAGCCCCUGUCUCGUAGUCUAAACGCAGAUGUCCCGGAGCAGCUCAUCACUCCUUUGGUGUCCCUGGGCCACAUCUCCAUGCUGGCCCCGGAUCAGUUUGCCUCGCCGAUGAAGUCCAUUGUAGCCAACUUCAUCGUUAAGGACUUGCUCAUGAACGACAGGUCAACAGGGAACAAGAACGGGAAGCUGUGGACUGCUGAUGAGGAAGUCUCACCUGAGGUUCUAGCCAAGGUACAGGCCAUCAAGCUGCUUGUGCGUUGGUUACUGGGAAUGAAGAACAACCAGUCCAAGUCUGCAAACUCCACCCUGCGCUUGCUAUCGGCCAUGCUGGUUAGCGAGGGAGACCUUACAGAGCAGAAGAAGAUCAGUAAGUCAGACAUGUCUCGUCUAAGGCUAGCUGCCGGUGGAGCCAUCAUGAAGUUGGCCCAGGAGCCCUGUUACCAUGACAUCAUCACUCCUGAACAGUUCCAGCUCUGUGGACUUGUCAUCAAUGAUGAGUGCUAUCAGGUGCGGCAGAUCUUUGCCCAGAAGUUGUACAUGGCGCUAGUCAAGGUGCUGCUGCCCCUGGAGUACUUGGCAGUUUUUGCCCUGUGUGCAAAGGAUCCUGUCAAGGAGCGUCGCGCUCACGCCCGGCAGUGCCUCCUUAAAAACAUCACUGUUCGCAGAGAGUACAUCAAACAAAACCCGCUAGCUCAAGAAAAGCUAGUAUCCCUCCUUCCCGAGUAUGUGGUCCCGUACAUGAUCCAUCUGCUAGCCCACGACCCAGAUUUCACGAAGCCACAGGAAUACGAACAGCUUAAAGACAUCAAAGAGUGCUUGUGGUUUAUGCUGGAAGUGCUCAUGACCAAGAAUGAGAACAACAGCCACGCCUUCCUGAGGAAGAUGGUGGAGAAUAUCAAACAGACAAAGGACGCCCAGUGUCCUGAUGACGCCAAGGCCAACGAGAAAUUGUACAUUGUAUGUGACGUGGCUCUCUUUGUCAUCGCCAACAAGAGCACUGCGUGCCACCUGGACUCUCCCAAAGACCCCGUCCUCCCUACUAAGUUCUUCCUCGUGCAGGACAAGGACUUCAAAAAUGACAAAGACUAUCUCACUGCUGAGACGAGACAAAUGCUGCUCACUGGCAAGCCCAAGACUACUCCGGUUCUGGGAGCGGUGAACAAGCCUCUGACUGUACCGGGCAGGAGGAUCUUCACAAAGACCACGACAGGCUCGGACACUGCCAGCAACGCCAGCGCCAACUCCCAAUUGAGUUCCUCGGCUCUCAACAAGAACAGUAACAGUAAUGCUGCCACAGAGCUGCCAGAAAGCGGGGCCCGGGAAAACAACGAGAACCCUGUCAUCAAAAAUGAGGGUGGGAAGAAGGAGGAGGCGGGUCAGAAUGCGACCCCUAUCGUCACAACGGAGGCGUCUCCCGUCAAACGACGCGGCCGUCCACCCAAGUCGGCACUCGCCACCCCCGCCGCAGCGGCCGAGAAGGAGGGUGGGGCAGCAGCAGGCGGCGGAGCCGGCAGAGGCAGGAAGAGGGUGGCAGAUCCCGUCUCUGACCCCUCGGCAGAAUCCAUCAACAUCAAGAUGUCGAAACAGCAGCAGCAGAAGGACGAAGGGACCAAGAGACAGAUCGACUUGCAGAGGUAAAGAGAUCGCUGAAGGCCAGAAGAAAUCUGUCGAGAACGUACCAGACUUCUCCUCCUCCUGUCCCAAACCCUGUGCAUACGCUCCUCUGAUUAAAAAGCUCUUCUGGACACACAAUGGACCUUUCUUAAACGCAUUUAAAUAAACACACACCACUGAUAUUCUAGAGGGUUUUAAACACCUUGUAGUCAUAAAUUGAAUCUCAUUGUAUGUAGAUCUUACUCUCAAAACAUGUUAUUUUUUUCCCCUUUGUGUUUGUUGCUCUUUGCUUCUUUUGUGGAGCCAUUUUUAAGAAAAAAAAGAAAAAAAAAGAUGGACAUUUUACAAGCGUUUUAAUCUGGUAAAUGAUUGUUGCUUAUUAAAUUCCCUGGG